GAAGCCUUUACGUGAUGACGUGUAUUGCAAUCAUAGCAGCCGUGAAGUCACUUUGACUUUGCGUUAACGGGAAACGGAGAAGCCAUGUCUGUUUUGCUGAGGAAAGUGAGGCGCACCAACCCUGCAGCUGCCUCUGUGCUGGAACGAGCAGAUUUCCGCACAGAUUCAGAGAUCCAGUCUCUGACUCGAGAAGACCUGCACGAGCUGUUUCCUGGACCCGAGAAGCUGAAGCUGAGGAGGACCGUUUUCAGAAUCAUAAAGAAGCGUAAACCUAUAAAUGUGCUCCUGAAAGAACUCCAAGGUUUCAUCCCACAUUAUUUGCUCAGGGAUUCUUUAUCUUGCAGUGGGGUCUUGGUGGACUACCUGCAUACCCUGAAGGACAUGAAGGCUCAGCUGAACAAUGUGCAGAGUUUCAUUGAAGCACACAUUGAUUUACUGGAGGACAUCAGUAAAGCGCCGCCACACCAGGAACACGACCAAAGUGAUGUUUUAUCUGAGCCUGGCACAACAGUUCCCAGUCCUCCUCUGGAGCCUGACAUUAAACCAGCCAAUGGACAUUCAUUUGCAGCUCAAGUGAUGUACCAGAUGAUUGUCGGUGGUAAAACCUGUGAUGCUCAUCUUCAGCUGAUGGCCAAGGUCCAGACUCAAGUGCAGCACCAGGUUCAGCUCAUUUCAUGUAGUCAGGAUGGCCAGGUCUUCAUAGUCUUCUGCCCAAUCACUUCACGUGCCGGGCCAGAUGUUGAUGGAGCCAUGGCUAAUGUAACAGGACGUGAACCUGUUAUUCUGGUGCUGAUGCACCACACACUUGACUCCAAGCACACAGCAACAAGGAGGACCUGGUCGGAUUUCUCAAAUAUCGUGCUUCAUGUUAAUGUUUUCUUCCACGAGACAGCGCAGGGAUUGCUCAGGUGUCAAGAAAACAAUGCUGCUGUGAUUCAGAUACAGAACAAAUUACUGGAAUACUGUACUCCAGGAAGCAAAUGGGCGGUGACUGGUGAAUAUAAGAGCCCUGGCAUUGACAGCUGCUCCCAUUUGGACAGCGGGGGCAGUGAGUUUGGUUUUAGGUUGUUUGGCAGUGGCAGCAGCAGUAGCAGCAGCAGCAGUAGUGACGGUGAUACUAAAAGUAUUUGGGGGCCUCCAGAAUAGAAGUUUAUUUAAACUCAGUGAUGUCUUUUUUUAUGUAUUUUAGUAAAUUUAAAUCAGCAUUGCAUUUGUUGUUUUGAGAUGUUGUAACUAUUUAACAUCUUAGGAGCAGUAUGUUUAU
This is a messenger RNA of Fundulus heteroclitus (mummichog), 1264 nucleotides long. RefSeq lists its product as uncharacterized. The coding region runs from base 85 to 1146 and encodes 353 amino acids. The record is from RefSeq and is a predicted model, not a curated record. NCBI's taxonomy places the organism in Eukaryota, Metazoa, Chordata, Actinopteri, Cyprinodontiformes, Fundulidae. The transcript is spliced from 8 exons.